GGUGCUUUUAGGGGGGCUCCAAGGCCUCGCGGCACAUUCCGUCUGUAAAGUGUUUGGUUUUUCCUGAGGAGGUGACGCUGACUGGAAUGCGCGGCCGCCUGCUUCCCGUUAAACGUCCCCGGCUAACGGCGGCAAUCAGGAGGAGGAAACGUGAGGCGAGGAAGCCUGUCUUCAAUUAAAGGGGGAGGAAGGAGGGAGGGCGGCCAUGUUUGCGUCCCACUGUCACGCGUUUUCAGACUUUUGUCCCGUUGGCGGCGUGUCUGUCCAGGGAUUCGUGGUCAUGGGUGUUGGACACGGAGGGUGAGAGAGGAAGGAGAGGAGUGACAUAAGGAGCAAUCCAAGCGGGACGCCAUGUGGACGACGACGACUGUCCUCCUCCUGAUGCUGGGCCCGCAUCUGCCGUCCUCCGCUGACUCGGCAAAGACCCUCAACCAAUCAGAGGUCAAGGAAGACUUCCCCGACGCACCUGCUGACGCUGGAGGGGUCAAAGGUCGUGACACCUGCUCCAUCCCCUGUGACAUCACCAUCCGGCUGCUGCGGGAUGAGAAACAGUCAAUCUGUGGCCAGCUGCAGCAGUCGUUGUUGGCGUUCGGCCGCAGCAGCAGGAAGUUGAUGCGUGACGUGAUGGAAGAACAGCAGCGAGCUCUGGACGUCCUCACCAGUCAGGUGUCCGAGGUGAUGAACAAAGUGCAGGCGCUCAGCGCGGAGGUGCAGCGGAGCAACGCCGACAUGUUCGCCGCCAAACCUCCUCUAUCGCACGGGCGAGACUGCAGCGACAUCAAAGACAGUCUGAUGUCCCUGGUCCCCAAGAUCCCCAGCGGGAUUUACAUCGUCAGCCCGGACCACUCGGACUCGUCCUUCGAGGUCUUCUGCGAGAUGGACUACAUGGGCGGGGGCUGGACGGUGAUGCAGCGCAGGACCGAAGGCCUGAUGGACUUCAAGCGACCCUGGGCGGCCCACGUGGACGGCUUUGGACACCUUGCAGGUGAGCACUGGUUGGGCCUGAAGAAGGUCUUCGACAUUGUCAACCAGAAGGCGACUCGGUUCCAGCUCCACGUGGCCUUGGUCUCCCACGACGACGUCACCUCCUACGCGGCCUACGACGACUUCCGCCUGGACAACGAAACUCACUUCUACCGCCUCCACCUGGGAAGGUACGCCGGCAGCGCAGGGGACGCCUUCCGCGGCUACGAGCAGGACCAGAACCAAGACACGGCCCCGUUCAGCACCUCGGACGUGGACAACGACGGCUGCGAGCCCUCCUGCUCCAUGGGGGGGCUGACGGUGGAGAGCUGCAGUGCCCGACACCACCACACGGGGUGGUGGUUCAACCGCUGCGGCAUGGCCAACCUCAACGGGGACGCCCGGCAGGACCCGGGGCCUCAGACCGUGGGCGUCCUGUGGGACACCUGGAGACACAACGGUGUGGCCCGACUCAUCAAGUCUGUCACCAUGAAGAUCAGGAGGAUGCCGGACAACAACUAACACAAACUCAUCACAAUUCCAGGAAUUCCAGGAAUUACGUCAUACCAUUUCUCAAUUCAAAAUGUUACUAUUUCAACAUUUCUCCACCAAUUAAAAAUAUUCCAACACCAAUCAUUUCAACUCAUUCACAACAUAUUUGAGCAUUUCCCCCCCAAAUUCCUUCUUUUCCCGAAAUUCCCAAAUUUCUAUGAAUUUCCCAUUGAAAAGAAUGGGACAUUUCUCAAAGUACCACAACUCCCACAUUUUGUAUCCGAUUCAAACUGUUCAAAACUUCAAAAUAUUCAACACGUUCAGGAAUUUUCAACAAUUAUAGACAAAAAAUUCCCGGAUUUUCUAGAAUUCCCAGUUUUUAGGGACAUCUUCCCCAUUCAAAAUGAAUUGUCCAUUUUUCAAACUUCCACAAUCCCACAUUUUUUAACCGAUUCAAACCAUCCUACCUUCAACAUAUUCCACUCAUCCUGCACAUUCAAACUAUCAUUUUUACAAGUUCAAAAAAAUUCCAGGAAUUCCCAGAUUUUCCGGUUUUUCAAACCCUAUUUUCACCCUUUUUUCUGGCGACUAAUCCUUCCACAUUUUUCAAACCACUUCAAUCGUUCCACCGUCAAAACAUUCCUCUUAAUCAGGACUAAAAAACUAAGUUGUUUUUUAACAGGAAAAAUUCCCGGUUUUCCCGAAAUUCCAGGAAUUCCGUAAUACCAUUUCUCAAUUCAAAAUGUUACUAUUUCAACAUUUCUCCACCGAUUAAAAAAAUUCCAACACCAACCAUUUCAACUCAUUCACAACGUAUUUUAGCAUUUCCCCCCCAAAUUCCCUCUUUUCCCGAAAUUCCCAAAUUUCUAUGAAUUUCCCAUUGAAAAGAAUGGGACAUUUCUCAAAGUACCACAACUCCCACAUUUUGUAUCCGAUUCAAACUGUUCAAACUUCAAAAUAUUCAACCCGUUCAGGAAUUUUCAACAAUUAUAGACAAAAAAUUCCCGGAUUUUGUAGAAUUCCCAGUUUUUAGGGACAUCUUCCCCAUUCAAAAUGAAUUGUCCAUUUUUCAAACUUCCACAAUUCCCACAUUUUUUAACCGAUUCAAACCAUUCCACCUUCAACAUAUUCCACUCAUCCUGCACAUUCAAACUAUCAUUUUUACAAGUUCAAAAAAAUUCCAGGAAUUCCCAGAUUUUCCGGUUUUUCAAACCCUAUUUUCACCCUUUUUUCUGGCGACUAAUCCUUCCACAUUUUUCAAACCACUUCAAUCGUUCCACCGUCAAAACAUUCCUCUUAAUCAGGACUAAAAAACUAAGUUGUUUUUUGAACUGGAAAAAUUCCCGGUUUUCCCGAAAUUCCAGGAAUUCCGUAAUACCAUUUUUCAAUUAAAAAUGUUAGUAUUACAACAUUUCUUGACCAAUUUGAAAAACUCCAACACCAACCAUUUCAACUCAUUCAGAACAUAUUUUAGCAUUUUCCCGAAAUUCCCAAAUUUCCAUGAAAUUCCCAUUGAAAAGAAUGGAACAUUUUUCAAAGUACCACAACGUCCACAUUUUUUAUCCGAUUAAAACCAUUCCAACUUCAAAAUAUUCAGCCCGUUCAGGAAUGUUCAACAAUUAUUAAAAACAACCCAGAUUUUCUAGAAUUCCCAGUUUUUAGGGACAAUUUCCCCAUUCAAAAUGAAUUGUCCAUUUUUCAAACUUCCAAAAUUCCCACAUUUUUCAACCGAUUUAAACCAUUCCACCUUCAACAUAUUCCACUCAUCCGGCACAUUCAAACUAUCAUUCUUUUAAGUUAAAAAAAAUUCCAGGAAUUCCCAGAAUUUCUGGUUCUUUUUUACCCUAUUUUCACCCUUUUUUCUGGCGACUAAUCCUACCACAUUUUUCAAACCACUUCAAUCGUUCCACCGUCAAAACAUUUCUCUUAAUCAGUACAAAAAACGAAAUUUCCGGUUUUCCCGGAAAUCCAGGAAUACCAUUUCAUACCAUUUCUCAAUAAAAAAAGUCUUUACUUUAACAUUUCUCGACCGAUUUGAAAAAUUCCAACACCAACCAUUUCAACUCAUUCAGAACAUAUUUGAGCAUUUCCCUCCCAAAAAUGCCCCAUUUUCCCGAAAUGUCCAUGAAAUUCCCAUUGAAAAGAAUGGGACAUUUCUCAAAGUACCACAACGCCCACAUUUUUUAUCCGAUUCAAACCGUCCAAACUUCAAAAUAUUCAGCCCGUUCAGGAGUGUUCAACAAUUAUGGGGGGGAAAAAAAUUCCCGGAUUUCCUAGAAUUCCCCAUUCAAAAUGAAUAGUCCAUUUUUCAAACGUCCCCAAUUCCCACAUUUUUCAACCGAUUCAAACCAUUCCACCUUCAACUCAUCCUGGAAAUUCAAACCACCAUUUUUCCACGUUCCAACAAAUUUCCAGGAAUUCCUGGGUUUUGUCUAACCUUAUUUCCCAGUGCCAUGACUCCUUCAAACUAUUCUGUCAGCAUUUCAGUUGAACUUCAGCACUGGAGCAUUCACACGCUAUUC
Messenger RNA from Entelurus aequoreus (snake pipefish), 3977 nucleotides. RefSeq names its product angiopoietin-like 5 (gene angptl5). NCBI's taxonomy places the organism in Eukaryota, Metazoa, Chordata, Actinopteri, Syngnathiformes, Syngnathidae. The coding region runs from base 352 to 1485 and encodes 377 amino acids. The transcript is spliced from 8 exons. The record is from RefSeq and is a predicted model, not a curated record.